Molecule: messenger RNA, 1105 nt
Organism: Hyaloscypha bicolor E
Lineage: Eukaryota; Fungi; Ascomycota; Leotiomycetes; Helotiales; Hyaloscyphaceae
Exons: 3
Coding region: 475-840 (121 amino acids)
Biological process (GO): alkanesulfonate catabolic process
Molecular function (GO): alkanesulfonate monooxygenase activity
Source: RefSeq, a predicted model, not a curated record
UCCAUUUAUUCAAUAGCCAUUCUAUUCCCUGUGUUAAACUUCGAACUGGCCAAGACUCAUCCCGUUUUCAUCCUAUCUAAUGCUUGUACCGCUUCUUAAACAUGAAUACUAAGUGAAAAACACAGGCUGGCUCAUAUCAGAAACCUCGCCAAAAUACAUGUCAACUUUUGAUUUAAACAAAGAGAUCGUUCAAAAGGCGGAGAAAUACGGUUUCGACUUCGCCCUUUCCAUGACCAAAGUGUGAGGCUAUGGAGGCGUGACACAACAUUGGGAUUAUAAUCUAGAAUCCUUUAUGUUGAUGGCCGGUCUCGCUGCAGUCACAAAGAAAAUCAAAUUAUUUGCGUCAACCCCCGUUCUGUGGUUACCCCCUGCGGUUAUAGCGCUGAUGGGAGUAACGAUUGAUUCGAUUGCUCCGGGACGAUUUGGUAUCAACAUUGUGACGGUUGACAGGCCGCAGAGUAUGACCAAAUUGGCAUGUGGCCUGGAAAUGAUUAUUUUGGAUAUCGUUACGAGUGCGCAACGGAGUACGUGCAGGUGAUGAAGGAUUUAUGGACAAAAGGUCGAUCAGAUUUCAAGGGGAAGCAUUUCACCAUGGAAGAUUGCGGAUUAUUGCCACUGCCUUCCUCUGACAUCAAGCUUAUUGCUGCGGGCCAGAGCGGCCAGCUACGUACGGCGUUUGCUGCCAAAUAUUGCGACUACAACUUUACCAGCGGAUCCGGGGUGAAUCAGCCAACUGCUUUCAAAGAAGCAAAUUCGAGGUUGGUAGAAGCAUCUACAAUCGAGGGCCGUAAUGUUAGUGUACUCGUAUCCAUUCACGGUCAUUGCCGACGAAACGGAUGAAGCUGCACAUGCCAAAUUUGAGCAGUACAACCAAUGUGGAGGCUCUAGCAUUGAUGAAAAACCACAGCGGCAAGGACGAAAAGGCUGGUAAAUUCCCCAUUGCUCAGAGAAUGGCCAACAUGGCGCCAAAGUGCAAUUCCAACAUGAGCACAUUGAUCGGGUCGUGUGCAAGUGUGGCUGCCAUGCGGCAAAAGAGCCGAUUAAGGGGGUUAUGCUUACAUUUGACGAUUUUGUUAAGGGCGUUGAGGUCUUCGGGACGAAGAUC